AUGCAAACGGCGCGGAUCCCCGCGGCCCCGCGCACCGCGCGCAUCGCCUCCACCGCGGCGGCGCCGGCCCCGCCCCGCCCCCCGCGCGCACGCGCGCGCCGCCUGCACGUCUCCGCCGGCGUGACAGACCAGACCGCGCGCGUGUGCGGGGACCCGGAGCGCGUCUGCUUCCUCGUCAGCGACGUGGCGUCGUGGACUGCAUGGUCGCCAAUCACCAAAAAGGCGGACAAGCGGGGGCCGCCUGCUGACCAGAUCCAGGUCGGCACGAGGUUUGAGCUGCAGCAGGAGCUCUUUGGCGUUUACUCAUUUACCAUGCUGUAUCAGGUGGUAGAGCUGGAACCUGGGAAGAAGCUGGCCCUGUCUGGCCUCUCCGACCACUUCACCUCCGUCGACCAGUUCAUAUUCAUGCCGGACGUCCAUGAUCCUAACAUGACGGUGGUGCGGUAUGUGUCGGACAUCAAGCUGCUGCAGUGGAAGUCGGCGCUGCAGCCGGUGGUCUCGAGCGCCUCUCCGCGUGCGGCCGGCCGCGCCGCGGCCGCCACCGCGGCGCCGCCGCCGCCGUCGCCCGACCCCUCUGGGCACUACGCCGCCCUCGGGCUGCGGGUGACGUCAUCCUCCGUACCGCCUGAUGACGAUGACAUCAGGUCGGCAUACCGCAAGCUUGUGAUGCAGCUGCACCCCGACCGGCAGGCUGGCAAGGGCCCGGCCGCGCAGCGGCAGGCAGAGGAUGAGUUUAAGCGCGUGCUGAGGGCGUAUGAGGUCCUGAGGGACCCGGAGUCGCGCCGCCUGUACGACAGCGGGCAGCUGCUUGAGGACGAGGACGGUGCGGACAUCUGA
Molecule: messenger RNA, 837 nt
Organism: Monoraphidium neglectum
Lineage: Eukaryota; Viridiplantae; Chlorophyta; Chlorophyceae; Sphaeropleales; Selenastraceae
Exons: 5
Coding region: 1-837 (278 amino acids)
Source: RefSeq, a predicted model, not a curated record